UCGCUCGUUUGCCUAGUCCACUAUACCCCAUCAGAACUAUGCGAAAACCACAUGCUAAAACUAGAACGGGAUGUCUUCAAUGUAGGCACCGCCGCGUCAAGGUACUGCAUGUUCUCUCCGUCAUCCCUUAUUCCCGUCUUUCGUCACACACUCUCCUGAUAUCGCCAUCGUCCAUCAACCGCUCAUCAUGCUCGCUAGCUAACCUGCCCUCAACUGUAGUGCGAUGAGGGGAAGCCGGCCUGCUCCUAUUGUGCCAGAUACUCGAGGGCGUGCAACUAUACCGCCGCCGCCGCUACACCCUCCACGUCUUUACCACUUUCCCUAUCACCGUCGACAUCAUCAGAUAGCCAUGGCACCACAUUAGACAGCAGUGUGUCCGCAAUCACAACCUUCCUAUCACAUUCCUUGGCCAACGAACCACCGGAUACGAGCUAUGUCUACUCUUCAGACCUGGACAUGAAGGCCUUGGAGUUGCUCUACCACUACACCGCCCAGACAUACCUCACUCUGACCAGAAACGAGUCCCAAGUCGAGCUGUGGCGAGUCACCGCCCCCAAUCUCGCCUUCAAAAGCCGUUUCCUCAUGCGCAGCCUCCUGGCCAUAUCCGCUCUACACCUGUGCCACUUGCAGCCGAUCCGCCACGAGGAAUUGACCCACGCCGCGGCCUUCCACAUGAACCUGGCCCUCGGCUACUUCCGCUCUGAUGUCACCGAUAUGACCAAACAAAACUUCGAGACCGUUUGCGCCUUCUCCUGCUUCGUCAGCAUCUACGGCAUGGCCUCGUGGCAAUCCGCCGACAGGCGCCUCCGCUCCUCACCCACCAGCACCAACAAACCGCUGCACGAUUUCCUCGAGCGCCUCCACCUCAUCCGUAGCACCUUCUUCCUCCUCUCGUCAAAAGCCGACUGGGCCAACACGGGCGCCAUGGCCCCGCUCGCACACACCAACCUCUCCGUCAACUUCGCCACGAACCCGGACGACCACCGCAUAGCCGCGCUACUCCAGCUCGUCACCCCGCCCGACUCGGCCUCACCCGCCCGUAAGGAGCAGUAUCGCGUCUACCGCCACGCGCUCGACCGUCUGCGCAUCACCUGCGCACUGUGUACGUCGACCGAGAACUCAUUUAACAACGCGGCUCCCGUUAACAUCUGGAUAUCGAGUAUAUCCGAAGAGUUUGUCCAGCUGCUGUACGAGGGACAGCCAGAGGCGCUGGUGUUACUGGCGCACUUGUGUGUGGUGCUGAAGCAGGUGGGGCGGUUCUGGUUUAUGCAUGCGUGUCCGGAACGGCUGGUGACGACGAUUGCCGAUAUGUUGAGUCAUGAGUGGAGAACGUGGAUUGAGUGGCCGUUGAGGGAGAUUGUGGGGAGGUGUCUGUGUCCGCCAGAGCUGGAGGGGAGGACGCUGCCGAUUCCUAUCAGAUGCUAAGAUGCUAGUGCCAGAGUUGGAUGCAUGGCCAUGGGCCUGAUUUCGAUUUUAUUUAAGGCAACCACUGCGAUAACAUGGGUCUCCGACCCAAUGCCUCUACC
This is a messenger RNA of Eremomyces bilateralis CBS 781.70, 1526 nucleotides long. RefSeq lists its product as uncharacterized. Gene Ontology annotation, molecular function: DNA-binding transcription activator activity, RNA polymerase II-specific. Gene Ontology annotation, biological process: regulation of transcription by RNA polymerase II. The transcript has a single exon. Bases 457 to 1425 code for a protein of 322 amino acids. The record is from RefSeq and is a predicted model, not a curated record. NCBI's taxonomy places the organism in Eukaryota, Fungi, Ascomycota, Dothideomycetes, Eremomycetales, Eremomycetaceae.